Molecule: messenger RNA, 1926 nt
Organism: Rotaria sp. Silwood2
Lineage: Eukaryota; Metazoa; Rotifera; Eurotatoria; Philodinida; Philodinidae
Source: the annotation of a GenBank genome assembly
AUGAGUAUGUUUAUUUAUCGAGGAUUUGUUCAUUCAGCUUACUUAUUUGGCCUUGAAAGUCACAUUGUUCAUACAUCAAUUAAUGGCAAUAUAGUACCACCAGGUGCACUUCUUUCACUUAUGCAAAAAGGUCUUUAUUAUACUGAAGCUGAAUUAUCUAUUGGUGAUGAUGGACAAGAACGAACAUUCGACAACUUAAGUUUAAUCGAUGCAGUUGUACCAGAAAUUGUUGAAAAUCGCCGUAAAGAACUUCAACAACAACAACAACAACAAUCAUCGUCAUCAUCAUCAACAGCAACAUCAGUAAAAAAUGAAACAAAAUCAUCAAUUCGAUCAACUACUGUUACAUCGAAUAUUAAUGAUAAAGAUCGAUCACCAAUUCAACAACCAAUAAAUACAUCACCACAAUCAACAAAUCAAACAAUACCUGAUCGAUCAAAUACAGAUUUAUCAGGAAUAAAUGGUGGAAUUAAUUAUCAAAAUACAUCCACAAUAGAACAAGGAUCAUCAUCUUUAAAAUCAUUUAAUUCAACAUUAACAGGAUGUUCACAUUCACCAGCAACAGCACAAUCACAUUAUUUACAUAAUCAUCCAUCAUCAUCAUCUCAUUUAAAUACACUUCAACAAUCAGUAUCAAGUGGUCAUUUUUCUCAAAUGUCAAAUGGAAAUGAUAAUAAUUCCCAUAUAUCUUGUAACAGUAAUACUAAUCAUAUUGCUCCCAAAAUGGAACCAAUGGACUUUGAACAAAGUAAUUGUAUUCCACAUCCAAAUUAUUCAAGAAAUCCAACACCAAAUUCUUUAUCUGUACAAAGUGGUUCAUCAAAUAGUCAUAAUUUAAUGACAAAUGGUACUGUUGAUAUUCCACCGAAUCGUGUAACUGUUUUACGUGGUCAUGAAUCUGAAGUAUUUAUAUGUGCAUGGAAUCCUACACAUGAUUUAUUAGCAUCCGGUUCGGGAGAUUCUACAGCACGUAUUUGGAAUUUACAAGGUCCACGUGAACCAGAAAUGAUUUUAAGACAUUGUAUUAGACGUGGUGAUACACAAGUACCAAGUAAUAAAGAUGUUACAAGUUUAGAUUGGAAUCCCUCCGGUACACAAUUAGCUACCGGCAGUUAUGAUGGUUAUGCUCGAAUAUGGUCAUCCGAUGGUAAUCUAGCUAGUACACUUGGUCAACAUAAAGGUCCAAUAUUUGCAUUAAAAUGGAAUAAAAAAGGCAAUUAUAUUCUAUCAGCCGGUGUUGAUCGAACAACAAUUAUAUGGGAUGCUAAUUCUGGUCAUUGUGAACAACAAUUUGCUUUUCAUACAGCACCAGCACUUGAUGUUGAUUGGCAAUCCGAUACAACAUUUGCAUCAUGUUCAACAGAUCAAAAAAUUCAUGUUUGUCGUUUGGGUGAAAUGCGACCUGUUAAAACAUUCCAUGGACAUCAAAAUGAAGUCAAUGCAAUUAAAUGGGAUCCACAAGGACGUUUACUUGCUUCAUGUUCAGAUGAUAUGACAUUAAAAAUUUGGGCAAUGACAAAAGAUACACCUGUUCAUAAUUUACAAGCUCAUAAUAAAGAAAUUUAUACAAUUAAAUGGAGUCCAACUGGACCAGGUACAAUGAAUCCAAAUGCCACAUUACUUCUUGCUAGUGCAUCAUUUGAUUCAACUGUACGUUUAUGGGAUGUUGAACGUGGCAUUUGUCAAAGCACACUUGUUAAACAUUCAGAACCGGUUUAUUCAGUAGCAUUUAGUCCUGAUGGUCGUCUAUUAGCAACAGGUUCAUUUGAUAAAGCUAUUCAUAUAUGGGAUAUAGCAAGAGCUGAAAUAGUUCAUAGUUAUCGAGGUACAGGUGGUAUUUUUGAAGUUUGUUGGAACAGUCGAGGUACACGUGUAGGCGCAAGUGCAUCCGAUGGAACAGUGUGCGUACUCGAUUUGCGUAAAUGA